AUGCUACUUCGAAGUCCUUCUCAAUCCGACGAAGACACUUAUGUCUCGACUUCACCGCUUAUGCUCAAUGAAAUUUAUCAAAACGAUGUUCACGUUGAAAUGAUUGAUAAUGAAAGCAGCACAUCAAACCUCCUUUGUGAAAGUACUGAAGCUAAACUGAUGGCAUUAACCGAUACGAACGAUGAACAAAGCAAACUACUGGUGAAAUUGGUCGUUGCUGCAUUGCAGUAUUCCUCACCGCAAUUUUCUGGUCAGUGGGAAGCACAAUUUAAUGUAUUGAAAGAUAUGCGUCGCCUGAUGAAAGAGAUUCAGAAGGACAAGGCUAUGUACAAGAAAAUGGCUGCAGAUUUUAUGAAAAUUGUAGAAACAUUUCAAACAACAAUGUUGAAUUUUCAACAACAAGCCAUUGAACUUCACAAUCAACUUGAAGAAGUUAACAUACAAUUCAAUAUGUUUGUUGAAAUAUUUCUCAAUGUUGAAGAACGACCAUUGAGUGAUGUCAACACAGAAAGUAAUAUGAAUCUAUGCAACGAGAUUCUACAGAACCUUAGUGACACAAAAGCUCUAAGUACAAACACUUCACCUGAAUUGACUGCCGUGUACAGUGAGAUUAGUGAUUUUAUAACAGAACGUGUUGAACCAGCAAAAAACAAAGCUAUCGAACAACAGCAAAGAACACGAAAUAUAAUAGGUACUGCAGUGGCUGGUGGAACAGGUGCUGGAUUAGGUGCAUUAGUUACCGGCGGUCUUGUGGCUGCACCAAUAUUGGGAGGUGUCGGUAUUUUUACUUUGGGUACUAUAGCAUUUCCACCGGCAGCAAUUAUCGUUGGUGGCGUCGCCAUCGGUUUAGUUGGUAUCGGAGCCAUCGGAUACGGUAUUUCGAAACUCUUGCAAAAGUAUCGAAAGCACCGAACCACAGCUACAAUGUAUCUCGAAAGACUUUUGGAAUUAUGUCAAGCAAUGCAGACUGCGGUCUGGAAUAUGAAGCAGCAGUCUAACGAGCUAGCCAUAAAUGCUGAUAAUUUCAGUCAUCAAGUGAAAUGUUUUCGAUAUGGGAUGCACGGUGAUGAAUCACGACGUGCUUAUCAACAAGUAUGUCGCAGGGCCAAACAGACAAACGAAGAUUUGAUGAAAAUUUUGAAAUCAAUUAUUGAUUUCAAGCUAGAACCGAUAGUAGAAAUACAAAAAUCCCUUUCGAAUGUAACCCGACAGGCAAUUUGUGAAUAA
This is a messenger RNA of Rotaria socialis, 1227 nucleotides long. Lineage: Eukaryota; Metazoa; Rotifera; Eurotatoria; Philodinida; Philodinidae. The record is from the annotation of a GenBank genome assembly.